Epinephelus lanceolatus (giant grouper) is the source of this 10399-nucleotide messenger RNA. It is a transcript of the gene lrrk1, whose product is annotated as leucine-rich repeat kinase 1. Gene Ontology annotation, biological process: protein phosphorylation. Gene Ontology annotation, molecular function: protein binding; protein kinase activity; ATP binding. Lineage: Eukaryota; Metazoa; Chordata; Actinopteri; Perciformes; Serranidae. The record is from RefSeq and is a predicted model, not a curated record.
AGGAAGUCCAGAGAAGCGUCAGUGUCAAACAGAAAUCUGUGCAGCCGCUGUGAACGACUCGGAGCUGUAAAAGUGCGUCGCCAUGCUGAGAAGAGUCCUCAGACAUGUGGGUGACAGCUGAAUCCAGGCCUCCUCUCUGCUCUGAUAGUGAUUAACCAGUACCUCCAGUAGGAAUGUCCUAUUGGUCCGUUGGCCUUCCCCAGGACUCUGCAGACACUCCCGGCAGCAUGGAGCCACAAAGCAGCCCUGGGGAGGAAAUGGGAGCCAAGGCAUCAUUGUUGGAGGGUCCAGGGCCCAGCUCCACGCUGGGUCCUUCUCCCACUCUGGAGAACAUCCAGGCAGCAUAUGAAGACGGAGAGGGGGAGUCUGCCAGGGAGCUGAUCCAACAAGCCUGCUGUGUGGAGUGCAGCGCAGGGAUGCCCCGCAUUGACGGGGCCCGUCUCCUGUGUGUGGCCACUCAGCACGGUGACCUGCAGAGUGUGUGUUACCUCCUGAAAGAAGCUCGUAUCACUGUUCCCCAGGAGCCGUCCAACAGCAACCCAGCCAUCCUGGCAGCGUACUACGGCCACGCCAGCCUCGUCAAAGAGCUGCUGGACUCUAUACCUGGUCCAUGUCUGAGGAGAGACUUGCUGAACUGGAUGCUGGCCACAUCCUGCCAGCAGGGUCACCUGGACGUGGUCCGGCUGCUGGUCCACGGCUACGAUGCUGAUGCCAAAGACUGCGCCAUCCACAGCGAUGAGUUUGCUGUCAUCACUGGGCUCCCGCUGUACGCUGCUGCACGAGCAGGUAAUGAGGAGAUAGCUCGCUUCCUGCUGCAGAAUGGAGCAGGAUUCUCCUCGUACACACUGAUGGACCAUCCAGCCUUCAGCAAACACCUCCUCAGACUCCAAAUACAGGAAACCUCCAACGCAGAAGGAGAGGAGGCUGUCAGUGUGUCCUGGAGCGGUCUGCAGCUGCCCUGGCUGGAGCUGGAUUGGUUCAUGGAUGUCUCGUCACGUAUCACCCACCUGGAUCUGUCAUCCAACAGCCUGGCUGCGCUGCCCUCUGUGGUGCCCUGGGGUCUCAUGCGGCUGCAGAAUCUGGAUCUUUCUAACAACCUGCUGAAGGAGCUGCCAGCUGCUCACAGCUCCCAGGAGGUCAUCUGCUCCAGGUUACAGCAGAUAAACCUCUCCCAGAACCAGCUCACCAGUUUACCACCUGGACUUCUCCAUCUGACCCGCAUACAGAGGAUUUCUGCUGCUAAGAACCAGCUCACCGUCCUGUUUGACAUCCCUGACACUACGAACUGGAUCGGCCUCCGUAAGCUGGAGGAGCUGGACGUGUCCGAUAACUGUCUGACCAUUUUGCCCACAUCCGUCAUGCACUGUUUGAAAUCCCUGAGCUUCCUCAACGUGUGCAGGAACACACUGAUCACCUUCCCUGAUCCCUGGGCCUGUCCACUGAAACAAUGCAAAGCCUCCUCCAACGUGAUCGAGAGUCUUCCCAACACCAUCUCCAUCUUCUGGAGGACUCAGCUGCAGGAGGUGGACUUCUCUGACAACAACCUGAAGGAGCUGCCCUCAUAUAUCUUUGAGCUGGAGGCUCUGGUCUCGUUGAGAUUGUGUGGGAAUCACAUUGCGACACUCCCGGCCCCCAGUAAGUGGAAGUGCUCCCAGCUCAGGACCCUUGAUCUUUCCAGGAACCAGCUGGGCAAAACAGAGGAAGGGCCCAAAUCCAGGAGGCUGGCCUUCCUGAGUACAUGGAACAGAAGGGACCCAGACCCAGUGUGCCCCAUAGAGUUUCCCAUGAUUCUGCGGGAUUCACUGGAAGUGCUUUACUUGAAUGACAACCAGCUGGAGUGUGUUCCCCAGUCACUGUGUGGUCUGCACGGCCUUACCGAGCUCUACCUCUCCAACAAUCCUGGGAUCCGGGAGCUUCCAGCAGAGCUCAGCCAACUGUCCAACCUGUGGCAGCUGGACACCGAAGACCUCAACAUCACUAAUGUCCCCCAGGAAGUAAGAAAAGAAGGUCCUACAUCUGUCCUGGCUUACCUCCGGGCACACCUUCGAAAAGCAGAGCCUUAUAGACUGCUGAAGAUGCUUGUGAUUGGUCCACCGAGACAGGGGAAGACGGCCCUGCUGGAGGCUCUACAGACCGGCAAGGCGGCCCCCUUCACCCCGGCAGAGUGCAGCAUCUCCACCUCCACCUGGGAGCUGGAAAAACCCAACGGAGGCAAAAACAGCAAGGACUCAGUGGCGUUCAACGUGUGGGACAUUGGUGGUCAGGCGAGCAUGUCCACAGUGAACCAGUGUUUCUUCACUGAUAAGGCCCUGUACGUGGUGAUCUGGAACCUGGCUCUGGGAGAGGAGGCUGUGGCCAACCUGCAGACAUGGCUGCUCAACAUAGAGGCGCGAGCACCAAACUCUGCCGUGGUGGUCGUGGGAACACACUUGGAUCUCAUCGACACCAAGUUUCGCACUGAGAGACUGGCCACGCUGAGAGCUUACAUUCUGGCUCUGUGCCGAUCGCCGUCGGGGGCUCGAGCCAGCGGCUAUCCUGACAUCACCUGGAAGCACCUGCAGGAAGUGUCCUGUAAGACCCUGGAGGGUUUGGAUGGGUUGAAGAAGCUGAUCUACCAGGUGGCUCUCUCCAUGAAAGACAGCAGCAGCUCAGCCUGUGGCAGUAAGCUGCUGGGCAGACUGAUCCCCAGGAGCUACCUGACACUUCAGGAAGCAGUGAUAGCAGAGAAUCAGAGGCGAGAUGCUGAGGGAGAGGUCCAAUACCUAACUGAUGUCCAGUUGGACAGUGUCAUCGAACAGAACCCAGGAAGUGACAUCAGAGACUACGAGGACCUGCAGACUGCCAUCAGCUUCCUGAUAGAGACGGGGACCCUGCUGCACUUCCCCGACACCAGCCAUGGCCUGUGCACCCUCUAUUUCCUGUGUCCUGUGUGGCUGUCAGAGUGCCUGGAGAGGAUCAUGCAUCUCAAGUCCUCUCGCUCUGUAGCCAGAAACGGAGUGAUCCGAGCUGAAGACCUCAGGAUGCUGUUGGUUGGAACAGGGUUCACCCAGCAGACAGAGGAACAGUACUUCCAGUUUCUAGCCAAGUUCGAGAUCGCUCUUCCCGUGGCAAACAACAGCUAUCUGCUGCCCCACCUUCUCCCCCCCAAGCCGGCCAUGGACAUCCACUGCUUCCGUCAGCAGACCAACAACACCCUGCAGCGCCUUGUCAAGAUGAGCUUUGUUCCUGCUGGAUUUUGGGAGCGUUUCAUUGCCAGGAUGCUCAUCAGCCUCACAGAGAUGGACCUGCAGUCGUUUGAGCACAAAAGAAACACCAGGACGCAGCGCAACAGGAGCUCUGUGAUCUACAGCUUCGCUGGAACCCAGCAGAGGAACCGCUGCAGCACCUUCAGAGUCCGACGCAGCCAGACGAUAUACUGGAAGGAGGGGCUGCUGGUCACUUUCGAUGGAGGUUACCUCAGCGUGGAGUCGUCAGAUGUGAACUGGAAGAGGAAGAAGAGUGGAGGCAUAAAGAUCAUCUGCCAGUCAGAGAUGAGAGAUUUCUCAGCCAUGGCUUUCAUCACAGACAACGUCAACUCUCUGAUUGAGCAAUGGUUCCCUGCCUUGACAGCCAGUGAGAGUGAUGGGAGUCUCCUCAUAGAGCAGUACGCACCCUGUCCCCUCUGCUCCUCACUGGGCCAACAGAAGCAGUCCGGCCACGUCGAACAGACAGAAGCACGUGGAGCAGAUGACCGGGGAGGAAGAGAAGGGGUUCAUUACUUUAACAUGGAGGACUGUGUGCUGGCUGCAGUGGAGAAGGAGUACAUCAUCUGUCCUCUACACCCUGAGCAGCCGGUCAGCCUCCAGGAGCUGGUCCCAGAACUCUUCAUGACUGACUUCCCUGCACGGCUGUUUUUGGAGAGGGCCCAGCUGGAGUACUCUGAGGAGGAGAAUAACAUCCUCGGCCAGGGGGGCAGCGGGACCAUCAUCUACCGAGCUCGAUACCGUGAGCAGCCAGUGGCCAUCAAGCGCUUUCACUUUAAGAAGUGUCGACAGCAGACCAUCAGCAGUGACACAGACACCAUGGUGAAACACCUACAGUCUGCAGACGCCUGUCGGAGCUUCUCUGAAUUUCGCCAGGAGGCCAGUAUGUUGCACUCUCUGCAGCAUCCCUGCAUUGUGUCUCUGGUGGGCAUCAGCAUCCACCCGCUCUGCUUUGCCCUGCAGUUAGCGCCGCUUGGCAGCCUCAACACUGUGCUGGAGGAGAAGCAGAAAGGCAAAGGCUCCAAGUACAUGCCCCUCGGUCACAUGCUAACCUUCAAAGUAGCCUAUCAGAUUGCAGCAGGACUGGCGUACCUUCACAGGAAGAGCAUCAUCUUCUGUGACCUCAAAUCUGACAACAUCUUGGUGUGGUCUCUGGAGUUGCGGGAUCCAGUCAACAUUAAACUGUCUGACUACGGCAUUUCUCGACAAACCUUCCAUGAGGGGGCACUGGGGGUCGAGGGCACGCCGGGUUACCAGGCUCCUGAGAUCCGACCAGGCAUCGUGUAUGACGAGAAGGUGGACAUGUUCUCCUAUGGGAUGGUGCUGUAUGAGCUGCUGUCUGGGCGGAGGCCGGUGCUGGGACACCACCAGCUUCAGAUAGCGAAGAAGCUCUCCAAAGGCAUCCGGCCGGCUCUGGGCAGCCCAGAGGAGGUUCAGUUCUACUGCCUCCACAGCCUGCUGACCGAGUGCUGGGACACCAAGCCCGAGAAGAGGCCGUUGGCCAUUCAGUGUGUGAGGCAGAUGCAGGAGCCCAGCUUCCCCUGCCUCAGGUAUAUGCUGUCCUGUGACAUCCACUCGCAGCUCUUCCUGUCCCAGCUGCAGGGACACAGCGCAGUGUUCUGGAGCGGAGACAAAGAUAACAGGAACUACAGUGUGAUGAACGUGGAGAAGGGCCAGGUGGAGGUGAAGAGGAUGCUGUGUGCAGGCAGCAGGAUCAGCUGUCAGAUGAAGAUGGGGAACGUUCUGUGGAUGGCUACUGAGGAGCAGGAAGUUUUCAUCUACAGCCUGAAGGACAUGUGUCCCCUCAGUCAACCCCAGAAACAGUUCUCAUGUCCAGCCGUCAUCACCUGCCUGUUUCCUGUUCCAGUGAGAGAACAGAGCCUGGCCAGAGUGUUUGCGGGGAUGUCUGACGGCCUGGUGGCGGUGUACAGCCUGGUGGAGGACGUUCCCCUGGAGGGAGAGACCUACCUGUGUUCACACACUCUCAACAAGACGUUGUUUGCUCUGAAGGACACAGAUCCCAGGCAGAGACCCUACCCAGUCAAGAGCAUGGCACUGGUCAAUAGCGGCUCCCAGUUAUGGUUCUCCAACGGCCCAGGCGUGCUGGUCAUCGACUGUCUGAGUCUACAGGCAGUUCGAAGGUUGGAGCCCUACAACCCGCCAUCCUCCAUCGUAUCCAUGGCAACCAGCUUCAGUCUAUGGGGAGAGGAGGCCGUCUGGACCCUGGACGACCACAUGAACACUCUGCUGCUCUACCACGCUGCCUCCUACCAGCUCUGCGCCAAGUACUGCUGCGGAGACAGCAACCCUCUUCGGGAUGUCUUCACUGUGCAGCGUCCUGCUGGGGUUACCAUGGUGACAACCCCUGAACUCAAGACCUCAGAUCAGGAAGGGAAGCAGGGAUGGACUAACGGAGAAGUGACAUUGAUCUACAGCGAGGAGGCAGGCACCCAGAUCAUCCAGCACCAGGAUUCACUGACAGACUACUGCUCAUUAUCAUCCAACUGCUCCCUGGAGCCGCUGGGGUCAGACUGUUCCAGCACCGCAGGCCGCGCCUCAUUAGACAGCCACAGCAGUGUGCCUCCGCCUGCAGACUGGGAGGAGACGGAGCAGCAGGCAUCCACUGGCCCAAAGUCUGACCGAGACACUGCAGAGAGCGUGAAGGCCACGCCACCUCAGCUGAGAGCCUUCACUGUGCUGCCAGUGAGCGGAGCUCUGUGGAUCCCCAGGCGUGGAGGUGACAUGAUGGUCAUUGAAAUGCAGUCACAUGGCGAUGAGCUGAGGGGGCGUGUCAUCGCUGUCCUCAGUCCACCUGGAUGUUCGUCUUUGGGGAUCCUGGAGGAGGCAGCAGUAGUGGCAAAGGACACAGUUGUAUGUGGCUUUCGUAAGGAAAACAUGGAGUGGUGCCUGUGUGUCUGGAGGGGCUGGGGCUGCCGCGAGCUGGAAGUCUUCUACCAGUCUUAUGAGGAGCUUGGCCGCUUGGAGACCAGCAUGAGGAAAAGAAGGUAGCUGUUGUGCUGCGUCGGCGAGGCGCAGAAUCGCAGCUCUGUACGGAGGGCGAGCCGAGGGGAAUACACACCGACAGACUGCCAGUGUUCAGAGCAGGGGGCCGCCGAACGCUGACAUCAGGGCAACAUAGGAGGGGGGAGGAGGUGUGCUGUAAGGGCCAAGCCUCCAGCUGUGCACAGUGGUUACAUCCCCUCACUACUUAAGUACAAAUAAGACCUGAAUAUCUGUAAUGCCACAGCAGACAUGAAGCUGAGUCACAGAUCAAACUUAACUUCUGCUCAGAGGUUUAAAUGUUGGUCACAUAUUCAUAUUUAGCCCGUUUGGUAUGACUGGAAUUCAGUUCAAGAUGUGGCGGAGUGUUUGUGUCUGACUCCAGCUGCUGCAGGCCAUUGUUUAUUCUUUCUGUCUAUUUCAGUCUCCCCUCAUUUAACUGUUCCAAUCUGCAACUUUAUGGACGGGGACAUUGUAAGUAUUGAGUCUUUUUAAAUGAAGCUGGUGCUGCUGGGAAACAGCUGUUUUCUGGAAACAAACAGCAGGUUGUAGAUGACACUGAACACAGUGUUCCUGUCUUUAACUGUGCCAUAUGAAUCUGCAUCCCAGCCACAGCUCCCAUUGUUACCAGAGCGGUCUGUAAGCAACAAACGAACAUCUGUGAUCGGCGCAACAUUAUGCAACAGACCAGUGGUUCCCAGCUGCCGUCAUUAAAACCUGAUGCUUUGGCAGGUUCUCAGAGAUAAAAGACCACUUUAUGUUUUUUUAAAUGAGGCUCCACUGCGGCUUCAGACACCACAGUGUGUUUCCUGCUCAACUCUGUCCCACUUGCAUGUGUAUCUCAGGAGAACAGAAAGUCAUCAGUACUGGAUGUGAUGCCAAAGACAGAAGCUGGUGCGUGUGCACAUUUGACAUAAUGUAGAAGACAACAGUGGAUCAUUAAUUCAGUUUGUUGGAUACUGAGGCCCCGUCCACACCUACACAGAUAUUUAAGUGCAAUAUCCUGUGGUGCUGCAGAGAUGCCCUGGCCUAAAAAUUAUUUUCCAGGUGUAAAGGGGACAUGCUCAUUAGAUAGAGACCCCAGCAAAAAUCACAUCAUCAUCAUUUUUAUAUAUUUUUUCAGUGGAACUAAAAUGCAAAAAUUACCUUUCCCAUAAAAAUUGCAACUCAUAUUGCAGUCGCAACAUUUGUCAAAAUAUUCGCAAUAUGAUUUUUUUUUUUUUGCCUACCGUGCAGCUCUAAUCAACACUAAAUGCAACUCCAAACACUCGUUAAUGUUAGCUGUCAACUGCAGCGCAAAGAUCUCAUUAUCCCUGAUUCAUACAAGGCCAAGUAUAUAUGUUUAUCUGUCACACCUUACCAACAACAGUCCCACUCUCGAAAGUGUUCCACAAUCUGCUGGUUGGGCCGGAUCUGAUCCAAACUAUUUUUUUAGGCAGACGUUAAACCACAGACACUGAGGUGGACCAAAUAACACUGGGCGUGGCAGACGCCUCUGUUUGUCUGUGAAGUGGUGCAGCAGUACUAAGGUUAUGUGUGAAGUAUUCAUUAGACCAAGUGGUGAUAAGAAAACGUUAGCAAAUCGGUAGUCUGUUGUUCGUUUUUUAUCUGGCUCAUGCUCAUUACUCAAAGCAACAAUGGGCAAUGUACAAAUUGAGAUGAUGUCAUCGCCUUCCAAACACUCCCUUUUACACGUCCACACAGAUACACAGUAAUCAGUUUUGAAAAAUCUUAACCUUAGAGGGUGUUUUAAAAAAAUCUCUGUUUUAGUGACAUAAUGUCUUGUUUGUGUGAACGAGAGGCCAAAAAUAUUCUGGCCUAUAAACACCGCUUGUUCUUAUUUUCUUAAAUUUCUGGUGUUAUUAAAACCCUGUCUACACGUAUACAGAUCAUUUUGAAACCUGAUAUCUGUCUCUACGUUUUGGCCUCUUGUCCACAUGCAAACAGAGGUUUAGGUCCCUAAAACAGAGAUUAUUUAAAGUGCCUUCUAAGGUGAAGAUUUCUGAUCAGUGUUUAUUUGUGUGGACGAGUAGAAUGGAGCGUUUGAGAAACGAUGACACAAUCUCCUUAAUUUGUCCACGUCCACUGUUGCUUUGUAUAACGAGUUUGCAACAACACCGUGGACUAACUCACCGGCUUGUUUACCUUUUAUUAGCACUGCUUGGUCGAAGGACUACUUUACACCUAAUAUGACUGCAUCACUUCACAGAUAAACAGAGGCGUCUGCUGCACCCAUCCACGUUUUUGAGUCUACUAUAAACAACGGUUUUGGAUCACCAGGCCCGGUCGAAUCAGAAGAUGCUGGGACAAUUUCUAAAUUGGGAUUGUUGUCGAUGAGGAGUGGAAGGAAACUUUUGCAUCACUCUGUUUUAGUUCAGCUCCUUCUUCCAUAUAUCAGAGGUGAAUCAGCAAUGAUGAGAUCUCCAGUAGGUGUUUUGGAAAAGGUAACGUUAGCCUGUACACUUAGCUACCUUUGCAACAAGGGGAGACUGCGGUAGACAGCUUACACUGGCAAGUGUUUGGAGUUGUUUUUGCAUUCUAGUUUGGACAGAGAUAUCUUGAAAAAUAAAGGUCAUGUGGACAGAAGUUUUAAAACAAAGAGGGAAAAUAUCAUUCUUUUUUAUUUUAAAAUACACCCACCGUUACCAUCAGUACUUUCAGGUGUCACCAAAUCAUCCAUAACUGAAAUCAGCUGGACUUCCGCUCCCAUGAGGCCGUUACAGUGUGCUGAAUGCUUCCCAUGGGUGUUUUAGUUUUUUCUGAAUGACAAACCUUUCUUUCUUUCACUGUACAGUGGUACAUAUCAGUCCAGGUGACACCUCUAUUGCAGAAGUUUGGACUUGAAUCAAAGGACUUGGACUCAGGUCACACGUUUGAAGACUUUAGACUCGACAAAAUCAAAAAAAGACUUGCAACUUGACUCGGACUUUAACACCAAUGACUCAUUUCUCUCAACUGAUUUGAUUUGAAAAUACUUGAUACCUGAAGAAUGCGCCACAAAUCACUUAAUUUCCUUAUCAAAAACAUUGACACUAUUCACUCCCUGUAAGUCUACACUUAAUUCCCCAGACCCAUUUUGUGUGAGCUAAUCAGACAGCACCCUGCUAAGUUGCAGGAGAGAGCCAAAUGUUACAUUACUGAGCGCUAGUUGGAAAAAAUGUUACCAAAGAUAAUUUAAUUCACGUAUAAAAAGAUUGCAAUUUGUUGAAUUUCAGACUGCAAAUCUUGGAGGAUGAAGAUGGAACAACUUUGUUCGACAUUUGAGGUUGCACAGGGAACAGUAAGUCAAGGCCAGUGAGAAAAUAGUCAGUGAGCUCAUGUUAAAUGAAUGUUAGCUUAACAGCAAAGGAAGUUUUAGCAAAUUUGUUUUAGUAGAUAAGGGAAAUUUUAAAAACAAUCAUGAUUUCUGUAAAUUUAAUACUGUAUUAUAAACAUUACAUAUGUAAAAGAGGGCUAAGGACUCGAAACAUGUUCAGGACUUGGGACUUGAGUGCAAAUGAUUGAGACUAACUCGUGACAUGCAAAACAAUGACCUGUUCCCACCUCUGGUCUGUAGACUCAAAACACCGCCCACAUUUUCCAGCCUUUCAGAGACACUGAUGAAAGAAACUCUCUGAGUUAUAGAUGUCAGAGGAACAGUCCAUAUCUACAAGAGAGGAAAAGACUCAGUGCUCUCUAGGCUCGCUAUCCAGCCAAACAUAAGCCCUCAGUUUCACCAAAAUAUCCACAAUGUAUCACGUAUAAGUUUCUGCUCUCUCCUUGCUCCCUGGUCUAUCCACACAGCACCAGUGUCAGCAGCCGAGCUCACAGAUUGCAGACAGAUUCAUGCGGCACCACUGAGAGCAGAGCUUUGGGUGAAGUGUUUGCUUAAUGAUGUGGCGACAAUAAAAAGCUGUCAGUCACAGUGUAGAGGCUGAGAGGAGCCCAUCGCUCCCUGCAUCAUGGUUUUACAUCUUUUUAAUCAUUUUAUCUUUACAACCAAAUCUGUCUUUCGCCGUUUUACAUUGGCACAUUUCCACUCUGGCCAGUAAAGAAGUGUAUAUUGUAGCCUGGGGGUGAGGCAGAGGUUAUGUAUUUAUCAGAACGUGUACUGAAAUGGAAGCUGUUGUGUAAAUAUCUGCUGUACAAUAUGUUACUAAAUAAAGUUCUUAUGAUAA